Molecule: messenger RNA, 5423 nt
Organism: Pocillopora meandrina
Lineage: Eukaryota; Metazoa; Cnidaria; Anthozoa; Scleractinia; Pocilloporidae
Source: the annotation of a GenBank genome assembly
AUGGCCGGCUUGGAUGUUGAUUCGGUUUUGAGACACAUCGGCCAAUUCGGUCCUUAUCAGAUUCGCAUCUUAGCUCUGUUCACGUUCAUCUUCUUCCCCAUCACAUAUCAAACGCUGAUCAUGGUGUUUGUGGCGUACGAGCCUCCUUGGAUGUGUGCUAAGCACAGCGUGACAUGUUUGGAAUCAAAUAACUCAUCGCCUAACAGCUCUUCAGUUGAGAGUGCUGUUUACAGCACAUCUACCAAACCCAAACAGCUUUAUGAAAGAAGAUGUUCUUUGAAGAGAAGCGACUGGAAGUUUGCUGAGUACGAUCUCUAUGAAGGACCACAUGAGACUAUUGUAACCGAGGUAAAAACAAGAUUUGUUGUUACAAUGAAAUUGAUGCUGUAAGCAGAAUUCGGGAGGGAAAGUAAGAAGACUUGUAAUCGUAUGUCACCGCGGCCUUACACCCAGUUUCAGACAAAGUCUUUUCAUUUCACUACCCCGCUGGAGACGAAAAUCCGUUCUGGAUUGCACCUUAUUAGCCUCUUAGCCACCUCUAAAAUAUCUGGGAGGAAUAUCUAGAAUUAACUGAAAUAUUUAGCAGUACUUCGCAACGCCACCAACAUUCACACCUCAUUCAAGGCUUCUGAUCUGAAAAGGCACCCUACUCCUGACGAUAAAUUGUAAACUUGUUUCAAAGCCAUAUCUUAGAUCCAAGAUCCAUAAAUCCCAUCGCACCUCUGGGGCACCACCCUGUUGAAGCCUGGUCAUGGAAUACUCCCCCCUGACGGAGAUAUGUUACGUUAUAGAUAACAGAUGAUUUCGUAAGGAAAUACGUCACGACACUUUUUUUAUUUCGGGGUCGUUGAAAAUUGUCUUAUAUAUAUUGUAUAUAUUAAGCAGCAAUUAUUUAGUGAAACCUUGCACAAGCAUACAGCUACUGGACCUUUGCCUGCUGGAAGCGUGUUCUUCUAAUACAUGCUCUAAGGGAUUACGGUCCGAGACGGCGUCAUGUAGUGCAUAUAUAUACAGUAUUCUCAACUUGGUGCAAAUCAUUCUCGGAUACUUCUCCGUGGACAUUUUUGGUUCCAAGAAUCGACUGUCGUUGUUUGGAUCCCACGAUCUAAACUUUAAUCUAAGCGAAGCGGUGAUUCUCUGAUGUUCCCCACCCGCCUACGAUAUACGAAGACUUGGACUCUGCGAGGAACAAAAUGCUUAGUACUUGUUGCCAAACUGAACUAAUUUCCCUCAAACACGCUUUUUCUUUACACACACUAGAGAUAGUUGUGGAAGAAGACUAGAUGCACAUAUCUGCCGACCGACCGCUAAACGGCCUGCAUUGUACGAGCGUGCACCCGUAAUGGCAUGUUAAACAUGCAAUUAGUUUCGUACCUAGACCUUUCACGGCCAAUCGGCUGUAAGUAACGCCACACGAUAGGAUCUGCAAACGACUGAUUAACAUACAAUAACGUGAACCGCAUAUGGUAGAUUAUUCCUAAAAUCUAACAACGUUCAUCAAACCGCCGUUUUUUGUUUGUUUGUUUGUUUGUUUGUUUGUUUUUUUAGUUUGACUUGGUGUGUAGCCGUGGGAUGCUGGGGUGGCUCGCAAAUUCCAUGCUGUUCAUUGGCUGGGCAGUCGGUGCCAUCGUGUUAGGUUUCAUCGCCGACCGAUAUGGCCGAAAAAGUGUCCUGUUCCCUUCCGUGUUAAUAGUGCUGCUGGUGACGUUUGCUAUGGCGUUUGCUAAGGCGUUCUGGAUCAUUGCUGUUUGCCGAGUAAUUAUCGGGUUUUUCGAGGCUGGUUGUUUUCUGUCAAUGUUCGUAUUGGCCACCGAACUGGUUGGGCCUGAGAGGAGAGCACUAGCUGGGACCCUUGUUUGGUUCUACUUCACCGCAGCCCUAAUGAUUUUGGGACUGAAGGCCUUUUUUAUUCGUAAAUGGAGAACACUACUCAUUGUAUCAUCAGCACCGUGGAUUUUCAUCCUCGUAUUCUGGAAGUAAGUUAAAAAUAUUUGUCGCUUAAAAUUUAGAAGCGAUCAAUAUAUAACGUCUCUUCACAGUAUCAAUUCAAUAUCCAGUGAGUGGGUAAUGAGAAUAAACAAACCCAUCAGGUCUACGGUGUUUUCUUGAUAUAAUAUAUACCUCUUUCCUUUGUGAUUAAAAGAAAAAUUGUUAUAAUUAAAUUUUUACGACUAACGGUUAGAAAUUUUCAAUUUCUACGCCUAACAGCUAAUUUUUUAGCCGUUUUAUGGCUGACGGUUAACCUCAUUGAGACCCUUUGAGAAACCCGCGGGUGGGUUUGGUGUGGCGUCUGACUGGUUUAAGAAGCAAAGCUUGUAAUCUGAUGGUCCCUGCUUUAAAUCCUCCCUCUUGCACUUAUUGGAAUUGUUCUCUGUAAAAAGUUCAACUCUUUAAAUGGCCAAAUGGUCUGCCCACUUUCAAUUAGGAUUUUCACACUUACGUGCAAUUUUACAUUCGAUACUCGAUAUAAACCCUCACUAGGUGUUUUAAUCACCAAACGUACUUCUCUUACCUCAAAGGUUCAUUCCCGAAUCGGUGAGGUGGCUUCUUGUUAAGGGAAAAAAAGAGGAAGCUCGAGAAAUUUUGUCUAAUGUCGCCAAAGUGAACAAGAAGGAGAUGCCAAGCGAAGAACUGCGUGUCCCAGUAACCACCGCGAGCAAGGGUAUCUUUGGGCUGUUUAAGACAUGGAAUAUGGCAAAGUUGUCUUUGAUCCAGUGUUAUGCUUGGUUAGUUAUGAACAAAGCCUCUUCCCUAAACGUCUCCUCUUCCCACCCCCUCCUCCCCCCUUCAACCCCAAGGUGAGGAAAAGAGUGCUCAUAGUUGGAAUUCCCACUCCUCCCCCUUCCCCCUUCAACCCUAGGGUGAAGAAUAGAGUGCUAGGAGUUGAAAUUCUCACCCCUCUCCCCCCUCCCUCCAUGGUGAGGAAUAGAGUGCUCGGAGACGGAAUUCCCACUCCCCUCACCCUACCUCCUUAAACCCCAGGGAGAGGAAUAGAGUGCUCGGAAUUGGAAUUCCCACUCCUCCCCCCUACCCCCUUCAACCCCAGGGUAAGGAAUAAGAACGCUUGGAGUCGGAAUUCCCACUCCUCCCCCCUUCCCCUUCAACCCCAGGGUGAGGAAUAGAGUGCUCGGAGCUGGAAUUCUCACUUUCUCCCCCCUUCCCCUUACGCCCUUCCACCCGAGGUGAGGAACAGAGUGCUCGGAGUUAGAAUUCCCCGCCCCUCUCCCCGCUUCAAUCCCAGGGUAUGUGACAGACGGCUCAGAGGCGGAAAAAAACUUAGGAACGUGGUUGGUUGUACAUAUCAAGACUAACUUUUUUAAGUUCUUCAUUUGGAAUCUGAGAUGAUCUUUUCUAUCCUAGAUAUGCUCGUUGCCUCUUGGCGUAUAAUAACCAUUUUAUGUUUUUCCAUCUCACAGAACCAAUAUUUGAUGGUUUUGUUUAAGCUUGGGAAAUUAACACUAUUGGGAAAGAUCUGCUCAAAGUUCGUUUUCAACCUCCAUAUUAUUCUUCAAAUUUGGAAGAGUCAGCAUUUUUUGAAGACCUGUCACAGUCUUAUCGACUCAUCUUCUAUUCCGUUGAAAGUUUUUUUUCUCCCCUAAAUGUUUUGUUCAGGUUCGUGAACGGCAUGGUGUAUUACGGGCUGUCACUGAGUUCAGGAGAAUUUGGAGGAAGUAUCUAUUUGAAUUUUGUUCUGACGAGUUUGGUAGAAAUCCCUGGAAAUAUACUGGUUAUUCACAAUUGUAACAGGUACUAGGACGGUUUAGUAAUAAUGAACAGAAUUUUUGAGAACAAGUAGGUCAAACUUCUGCGCAUGAUCGAACUUUGAGGCACCCUGUCAUCGUGUUCCUGUCAGGUGGUAGAUCAACAAAAUGGCUGUGAUAAAAGCUUUUUGUUAGAAUAGUCUUGAAUUUUUUUCUUCUGCCUUUGUUCGUCAGUCCUCUCUCAGAUUUCUUUAAAUGCUGAUCGACAGCUAAUGCCUCUUUUGUUUUUGUUUAGUAUUUUGUGCUAAAUCUUGUUCUGAAGCCGCCCAAAACUGAUCCUCUUGUGCUUGAUUAUUCUAUGGAUGACCGACGUUUGACCGCUCAGUCACUUUAAAAAGAUUGAUUUGAUAACCAGCCGCUGCUCGGCAAUUGAGCCCACACUCGUUCCCCGAAGACUCUUUAUUCGAGGAGGAAGAGACUCCGGAAUGGGCUGGGGAGAGCCAAAUCGAGUCUAUUGACAAGAAUUCUUCCAACUUUUUUUCUCACUAGAUAGGAGAGAUCUUUUAAAACUAAUUUGUUCUUUUUCCAGGUUUGGUCGUCGAAAAACGUUGGUAGCUUACAUGGUUCUUGCAGGAGUCACUGUGGUAGCUGUUUCCUUGAUCCCAAAUGGCACUAACAACACAGGUAUUUGAGACCUGAGGAUAUAUUUUAUACUGAUAUCAGUUCAAAUUUCUCGUGAAUUUUCACCAACCAUUUAGUUCUUUCCAGGUUACAUCGCUGGUCGAGUGACGCUUGGCACUCUGGGUAAACUCUGUAUUACUACGUCUUUCAACGCUAUUUACGUUUUCUCGGCUGAACUUUUCCCAACGAUUGUCAGGUGAGAUUUACAAUAAAAUUGGAUAAAGGUUAAGCGAUCUAGCCCCUACAUGUGAUUGACUUAUAACCUCUUCGAACAAAAUUCAUACAUUAUCCACUGAACUUGUUAAGAGAGCAGAAAAACUUAUCAGCUGUAUGUGAGGCAGUUGGAAGAGUCUCUUUGUUCCAGGCUCUCAGUCAGCGGAAACGAGCUAAAUGUGGGCACACGAAAAAUGGACCUCGCGAAAUUAGCAGGAUCGCAAAGAAAAAUGUUUCCUUGACAACCACUUCAGCUGCAUCCGCUUGUUCGCCAUUUUUCGCGCGUCCCUGUUCUAGGCUAUGAACCCUGCAAUGGGGAAGGAUGAAUGGGAAAAGGUUAAAUAGUGAAAGACGACAGUGAAAUGGUAAACGGGGAGUGGGUAUGAAAAAUGACAAUAAAUAAUGGAAAAGGAGAGCGGAAAGGGAAAAAUAGGAACGCGGGACGGGGAACGGGGCAUGGGGCGAAACUACUUGUGAAGAAAGAAUAGGGAAAAGAGAGUUAAGAAUAGCGGAGGAGGGAAAGAAAGAACGGACUGAAGUGUGUGUAACAGGCUCCACGAACGAGGAGCAAGGAAUUUUUAAGUCAAUUGUUCAUUAUUUCAUUUCAGAAACAGCGGGAUGGGUAUGGUAUCCGUAGCAAGUCGUAUUGGGGCAGCCAGCUCUCCCUUUGUGGUGGAGAUGACUCGUAUUAACGCCAUUUUUCCUUUCGCCUUGAUGGGAAGCUUGUCAUUCAUUGCUGCAGUUUUUUGCUGGUUACUUCCGGAGACCCUUGGGAAACACACCGCCGAAGUUAUGGAAGACACCGAGAAACAACAGGGUACUGCUCAU